This is a messenger RNA of Sodiomyces alkalinus F11, 2632 nucleotides long. Its product is annotated as acyltransferase. The transcript has 3 exons. The record is from RefSeq and is a predicted model, not a curated record. Lineage: Eukaryota; Fungi; Ascomycota; Sordariomycetes; Glomerellales; Plectosphaerellaceae. Bases 125 to 2632 code for a protein of 835 amino acids. Gene Ontology annotation, cellular component: mitochondrial membrane.
GAAGACGGGGACGGGCAGGCCAUAGACCGACACCGACACCGACACCGACACCGAUCACCAAUUGAAUGAAACCCAGUUCGAAAGUCCAGUCCAGUCCAACCUGCGCGAGGCGCGUUCCCCGAAAAUGACCGAACACAGCGACCAGACCCAGACCAGCAAGACGGCGCCGGAUCUUCAGAUCCUCGGCGAUCAGAUCACCCUUCAGCCAAGCGGCUACCUCGAACCCCCGUCAAAGGACAAGGAGGAGCCUCUCAUGAAGAACAUGGCUCGCUUCCGUUCCGAACCUCUCCAGUUCCUUCGCGAUGUCUCGCUCUACGUCUCGGGCACGGGCUGGCGCGCCUACGACAACUUCAUCGGCCAGCCCAUCUUCUAUCCCGGGUUCACCGACCACAUGAAAGAGACCGUCCUCUCGUCCCCGCUGUUACUCGACAAAAUCGCCGAACUCGCCGACAAGCGCAUCGCCGUGGAAACAAACGAAGGCUUUUUCGACAGGAAGGACAAAGACUACCUCGUCAAGCGCGCCCAGCGUCGCACCGCCAUCGAGUCGGGCGUCCAAGAACUGGCGGCCAAGAUGGCGGACGACAUGAUAUGCAAGUUCGAGAGCAAGACCUUCAUCCGCUGCGCCUACUACAUCACGAGCCAGCUCCUGCUGCGCGCCUACCACCAGGGCAUCCACGUCUCUAGCGAGGAGGUGCUGCGCCUGCGCAAGGUCGCCGAGGAGGCCCAGCGCAAGAAGCAGAGCAUCGUCUUCCUCCCCUGCCACCGCUCGCACGCCGACUACGUCUCCCUCCAGCUCAUCUGCUACCGCCUGGGCCUGAGCCUGCCCGUCUUCGUCGCGGGCGACAACCUCAACUUCCCCGUCGUGGGCGCCUUCUUGCAGCACGCCGGCGCCAUGUGGAUCCGGAGGUCCUUCGGCGACGACGUCCUCUACACCACCGUCGUGCAGGUGUACAUCGACACCCUGCUCCAGCAGGGCUUCAACUUUGACUGCUUCAUCGAGGGGACGCGGUCCCGGACGGGCAAGCUCCUGCCGCCCAAGUUCGGCAUCCUCAAGUUCGUCCUCGACAGCGUCCUCGCGGGCCGCACCGACGACUGCAUCAUCUGCCCCGUCAGCACGCAGUACGACAAGGUCAUCGAGACGGAAGGCUACGUCACCGAGCUGCUCGGCGUGCCCAAAAAGAAGGAGAACCUGGCCGACUUUUUGACCGGCGGCUCGUCCGUCCUCUCUCUUCGUCUCGGGAGGGUCGACGUCCGUUUCCACGAGCCGUGGAGUCUGCGGAGCUUUAUCGACGGCCAGAUGACCCGCAUCUCCCGGAACCCGCCCCAGGGCCUGAGCCUCGACGUCAAGGACCCGGGGAACCUGGCGCUGCGCCACCGGCUCUUGCGGACGCUCGGGUACCAGGUCCUGGCGGACAUCAAUGCCGUCUCGGUCGUCAUGCCCACCGCGCUGAUCGGCACGGUCCUCCUCACGCUGCGCGGACGCGGCGUGGGCAAAGCCGAGCUGGAGCGGCGCGUGCAGUGGCUCACCGACCGGGUCCGCGCCAAGGGGGGCCGCGUGGCCCACGCGAGCAACACGCCGCUGUCGGAGAUUGUCGAGCGCGGGCUGGAGGUCCUGGGCAGGGACCUGGUCGGCGUGGUGACGGGCCUGCCGGAGCCGACCUACUACGCCGUCGACCGGUUCCAGCUGUCGUUCUACCGCAACAUGACCAUCCACCUGUUCAUCUCCGAGGCCCUCGUCAGCGCCGCCAUGUACACCAAGGUCAAGCAGGGCGGCGGGCCGGCCAUACAGGACAUCGCCCCGGGGGAGCUGACGGACCAGAUCCGGUUCCUCUCGUCGCUCUUCCGCGGGGAGUUCAUAUUCCCCAGCGAAGGCCUGGAGGCGAACAUGGCCAAGAGCCUGCGGGGUCUGGAGGAGGACAAGGUCAUCUACGCGGAACGGGACGCGGACGGCAACGUGGUGAAGAUUGGGUUGUCGCCCCACGAACGGGCGGCUGGACGGGAGAAUUACGACUUUUAUUGCUUUUUGAUUUGGCCUUUUAUCGAGGCUAGCUGGCUCGCUGCCGUGUCUCUGGUGGGACUUGCGCCGCCGCUGGGCGAGACGGGAGAUAUUUGGAUUGAGGUGGCCAAGGCCCAGAGCACCGCGCAACUGCUCGGCAAAACUCUCUACCACCAAGGCGACCUCAGCUACUUCGAAUCCGUCAACAAAGAGACGCUCAAGAACUCGUACCAGCGGUUCGAGGAGGAAGGCAUCGUCCAAGUGGUCCGAUCCAGAGACCCCAAGGUCCCGCCGCGGCUCAGGCUGGCGGCGGACUGGCGGCCGUCGCGCGACCCGGAGACGGGGGCGCUGGUGGCGGCGGGCCGGCUGUGGGACUUUACCGAGAAGAUCGCGUCGAGCCGGCGCGAGGGCAAGAACAGGCGCGACGGCGCGACGGUCAGCACGCGCGUGCUGCGGCUGGCGGACAAGCUCGGCGGGGCGCUGUUCGAGGCGGCCAAGAAGCCGGAUUUGAAGAAGGGGAAGAAGAAGGGGGUUGCGGCGCCGCCUGGACUGGGCGGGGAGGAGGCGGAGCAGUUCCAGAAGACGGCGAAGGAAGGGAGGAGGCGGCGGUCACUAGAACCACGGUCGCAUUUAUAG